CGGCUCUAGUUUUUGUUUGCUGCCUGUGCUGCUCACUUCCUUUCAUUAUUUAAUAAGUUGUCAUCAGCUCCUGCUUAGCCCUGUGUUCCUCGCCUCUGCAGUCCGAAGUCCUCGCAAACGUGCAGCAUCCCUCUUCUCGUAGAGCCAGGAGUGGUGACCUCCCAGGUGAAUGCCUUCAUUGGUUGACGCACCUCAUUCCAUCCAUUGCCUCCUCUUGCCCCGAUUUCAAGUCUCCGUUCCUCUUGUUCGUCAUUGCUUCCCAGCCCGCACCUUCAUUUCGCCGCCAUGGCAGUCGGCGUGCUCCCCGGCCAAGUGAACGGCCGGCUGCAUAAAAUGGCCCUCGACACAGCUACGGAAGCCGUCUCGUCUCCAAUUGAGACCCCGCCGUCCCCAGUGGCCAGACAAGACAGCUUCUGUCGACCAUUCUUCUGGGAGGUCGUUAGCCUCUGCGAUCUGUACUCAGUCGUCCAUGUUAUCCUACUCCCCAGCCCGCUACGAGGCUCGGACAGCGCGCUGUCCCCGCGUAACGGCGUGCGCAGCACCAACGGAGUGAAUGGCCACCGUCCGACCUCGCACGCCCACGCCCCGAGUCGCUUGGCUGCCGCACUCGCGAACCUCGGCCUUGGGCCUGCCCACUGGACCGCCACUGGUGUGUCCGUGUUCACGGCCGUUCUUCCAUCCACUGGUGGCUAUGCUAGCCGUUCCGAUUUCCUGCAGCUGCGCCUUCAAGAUUUUCCAUUCCCCAUCUCCAAAAUUCACGGAUGCGUCGAUGCGUUGAAGAAGUACACCCCCGGCUGCUUGUCUUCCAGCAUUGUCAACUCAGAAGACGGCCUGGCUAGCUUGAUCGAGCAGGCGGCAGGCGUCAUCCAGUGGGCAGACCUCGACACUUCGGUGUCCAUCCUCGAACUGCAGCGCUAUUUGCUGGCUGUGACACACGAGUUGCGCGACCGACUCGACAAUGCGCCCUGGUUCACCUCUCAGCCCAUUGCGCGUAAACGGAUCGCCCUCAUCAGGGGUCGACCCAACCUGACCGCGGGCGGCCCCGUGUACCGCGCGGCAAGAGCGUUGGGGCUUGACCUGGUGGUAGUCGACGACGAAGGCCACUGGCUGCAGCCCGAUACCGAAGACAACAGGAUGCACCGCGAAGCUUUCCUCGCCACCGACAUGACCGAGGACGCUGGGGUUGUCAGUCGCAUCAUCGCCUCUAUCAGGAGCUACCCCCUCCCAAUCCACGGCGUCUUCACCCUCUCGGACAACUUCUUCGUCGCGACUGCCCGCGUCGCCGAAGCCCUCGGCCUGCCGACAAGCCCAGUCUCCGCCUUCGAAACAUCAGUGGACAAAUACCGCUCGCGCCUCCUGCAAGACGCCCCCGGCCACACCGCGCGCGUCACCUCAGUCGCCGAGCUCGACACCCUCCUAUCCCCAGCCACCAACGACCCCAUCUUCACCCCGAAAUACCCCCUGAUCGUCAAGCCUACCAAGGGCUGGUCGUCCGAGUGCGUCUCCAAAGUCACCCACCCGUCCGACCUGCCCCUGGCCGUCGCCAAGGCCACCGCCCGCCACGGCAGCGCGGCCGUCAUCGAGCCGUUCUUCGACGGCCCGGAGAUCGACGCCAACUUUGUGCUGCUCGACGGCGAGCUGCUGUUCUGCGAGAUUGCCGACGAGCCGCCCUGCCAGGCCGACGCCGCCGCCGCGACGGUGCACGCCACCUUCAGCCCGGAGGCGCUCACCAUGCCGAGCGCGCUGCCCGCUGAAGAGCAGGCCACAGCGAGGGAGACGCUGCGCGAGAUACUGGUGGGCAUGGGGUUCAGGACCGGCGUGUUCCACGUCGAGGCGCGGGUGGUCAACUCAGCGGUUGAGUAUCGGGAUGACGGCGAAGGCGUGGUGGACUUGGUGCAAAAAGAGACGCCCCCGCCGGAGAAGGCGGCGUGCAAGCUGGUCGAGAUCAAUGCGCGCCCGCCGGGAUACCGCGUGAGCGUGCCGUCGCGCCACACGUACGGCGUGGACUACUUUGCCGCGCACAUGCUAGCGGCGGUGGGCGACGCCGAGCGGCUGCGGAUGCUCGCGCGGCCGUUUGACCAUGCGCCCGAGGGCAGGACGCGCGGGGCGCAGUACUGGUCGCGGCUUGUCUAUGUCCCCGCGCCCAGGGAGGGCGUCGUCCGGUGGCCGUCCGGGCUGCCGCCCUGCGAGGAGCUCAAGCGGCGGCGGCCGGACCUGAAGGACAAGAUUGUGGUGGCGGUCGACUACUGCGUACCUGGGGACAGGGUCGGGCUGUACACGGACGGCGCCAGGACGUACGUGGCGCAUUUGCUGGUUUGCAGCAGGGUGAGCCGGAGGGAGGCAAUCAUGGUCGGCGAGGAGGUGCUGAGGGCGUUUGAGAUUGAGGUGGAGGAUAUCUAACUUUCAGCUUGGUGGCAUGGAGGCUGGUGUUCUCUGAGUUCUGUCUGGCGUCGCGAUAAGGAUUUGACUUUGGCGCUUUGCUUGAUAUUGUAGUUACCUAGGUACUUAGAUGGUGCUGUUUCGACUAGACUGCUCUUAGAGAAAAUAAAUGUCACAAUCUCGCAACCAUCGUC
Thermothielavioides terrestris NRRL 8126 is the source of this 2573-nucleotide messenger RNA. RefSeq lists its product as uncharacterized. Gene Ontology annotation, molecular function: metal ion binding; ATP binding. The coding region runs from base 286 to 2400 and encodes 704 amino acids. The record is from RefSeq and is a predicted model, not a curated record. The transcript has 2 exons. Lineage: Eukaryota; Fungi; Ascomycota; Sordariomycetes; Sordariales; Chaetomiaceae.